AUGGCGUUCAUGGUGAAGUCCAUGGUGGGCGGCCAGCUGAAGAACCUCACCGGGGGGCUGGGCGGCGAGGAAAGGGGGGAUGGCGAGAAAUCCCCGGCCGAAGCCCAGGGCAUGACGCGGGAGGAGUAUGAAGAAUACCAGAAGCAGCUAGUGGAGGAAAAGAUGGAAAGGGAUGCCCAGUUCACCCAGCGUAAAGCAGAGAGAGCCACGCUCCGGACCCACUUUAGAGACAAGUACCGGCUCCCCAAGAAUGAAACAGAUGAUAGUCAGAUCCAGCUGGCAGGAGGGGACGUGGAGCUCCCAAAGGAGCUGGCCAAGAUGAUCGAGCAAGAUAACGAGGAGGAAGAGGAAAAGGACUCUGUUAUCGGACAGCUGACCAGCAUCCCGAACCUGGACCUUGAUUCCCUGAAGGAUAAAGCCCAGGCCACGCUAGAGGACCUGAAACAGUCAGCUGAAAAGUGUUCUGUUAUGUGA
Emys orbicularis (European pond turtle) is the source of this 474-nucleotide messenger RNA. RefSeq names its product complexin 3 (gene CPLX3). NCBI's taxonomy places the organism in Eukaryota, Metazoa, Chordata, Testudines, Emydidae. Gene Ontology annotation, molecular function: syntaxin binding. Gene Ontology annotation, cellular component: terminal bouton; SNARE complex. Gene Ontology annotation, biological process: synaptic vesicle exocytosis; regulation of neurotransmitter secretion; neurotransmitter transport. The record is from RefSeq and is a predicted model, not a curated record.